AGGUCACUCUAAGGUCUCCUCAGAGCCUUCUCUUCUCCAGACUGAACAACCCCAACUCUCUCAGCCUGUCCUCAGACAGAGGUUCUCCAGCCCUCACAUCAUCCUUGGAGCCUCCUCUGGACCCAUUCCAACAGCUCCAUCUCUUUCUUCUGUUGAGGAUUCCAGAACUGGACCCAAUCCUCCCGAUGAGGUCUCCCCAGAGAGGAGCAGAGGGGCAGAAUCCCCUCCCUCCCUGCUGGCCGCGCUUCUCUGGAUGCAGCCCAGGACACGGGUGUCCAUGGCUUCGGAGGAGGCUGCUGACCCUGGAGCGCAGCCCAUGGCCCCCACGGCCCCUGGGAUCCAGAAGAAGAGGUUGAAAAAAGGGAAGGAGAAGCUGGAAGCCAAGGAAGGUGCCCAGGAGGGAAGGGAUGAAGUAGCGAAGCAGGAGGCUGAGAUCGAGGGGCUGACGCGAGCCGGGCGCCGGGCGCUGGCGCGGGGCGAUGCGCAGGAGGCGGUGGAAUGCUUCAGGAAGGCUCUUCUCCUCUCCAGGAACACCCAGCUCCACAGGGCUUGUGCCUUCAACCUCGGGGCUGCCUACGUGGAGACUGGCAAGCCCAAAAAGGGCCUUGAGUUCCUCCUCAAGUCCCAGCCCUUGGAAGGAGAGAGCAGGGAGCACUUGAAUGACCUUUAUUUCAACAUCAAUGCGGCUCACGAAGGGCUCCAGGACUUCUCGAUGGCUCUGGAGUGUUUGGGGAAAGACGUUGGCCAUGAUGGCACGACGCAGGCCGGCAGCCGAGCCGGGACCCGCGUGCAGAUGGGCUGCUGCUUCCUGGGGAUGCGGGAGCCGGCACGAGCUGCGCGUUGCUUCUUGGAGGCUGCACAGAGCUACUUGGCAGCAUCCAGCCCGGAGGCUGCGGCGGUGGCUUUGAGCAGGGCGAGUGGCUCCAUGCUGCAAAGCCGGCGAUUCAGGGCGGCAGAGAUCACCGGAGUCCUCGCCCAGUGCCGCUCGCUCUGUGCGAGCAUCGCCGACCCAGCCCUGCGAGGGAAACUCUACAACGACAUUGGCCUCAGCUAUUCCCAACUCCGCAUCUUCUCCUUGGCUGCCGAGAGCUUCCAGGAGGCUCUUGCCCUUUGUUGCGGUGGGCGGGAUCGGCGCAAGGCGGCUGCACUGCUGCAGAACCUGGGGGCUGCCCACAACGCCCUGUGCAGCUUCGGCACGGCGCUGGGCUGGCACCGGCGAGCGGUGGCUUUGCACGGUGCUUUAGGGAACCGGAGGGCGCAGGGACAGUGCUUUGGGAACCUGGCGUAUGCCUGCAGCCGGCUCGGGAAGCACGAAGCCGCUGCCGAGAACUACCUGCAUGCUUUGCAAGCCUUCCAAGAUGCCGGGGACGUGCAGGGGCAGUGGCAAGUGUGCGAGGGCCUGGGCACAGCCUGCUUCCACCUCGGAGACCCCCAGAAAGCCAUCGGACACUACAAGGAGGCCCUGACUUUGCUUUCCCACUGCCAGGAGACCUCCAAGGCUGCCCGCAAGAGGGUGGUGGACAAGCUCACCGAGGCCAUCCAGUACCAGCUCUGCCUCCACCGCUGCCCCUUUGGCCCUGGGGGUGGCUUGGCACCCACGCCAGCCCCGCAGGAACCCAGAAGGCUGCGGUUUUGUUCCACACUGCCCCACACCAGCAGAAAGUGGCUCCAGAGGAGCGAGGUCUCUAGGUCCUUCAAGGUGAGAGCUCAGCCUGGGGACGAGCUGUGCAUGCCCGGAGCACAUCGAGGGCGUUCAGAGAGAGGAGCAGCCCUGACUGAUGGCCUCACAUUGGAGCCCCACAACCCACAUAUCCACCUCGACACCCCUGGGAAGGAGAAGGAGGAGGAUCAGGACGGUUCCAGCGUGGCUCCAGGGUGCCUCAGUGAGCCCCACACUGACAGUAACCUCAACACCACCCGACUGCACCAUGGAGGUCUCCAGACAAGACGCCGUGACCACCAAACCCUCCGCUUGAGCUCCUUGGAGGGCUCUGCUGCCAACUCCACCGGCUGCCAGGAGCCCCACGGGAGCCAGGAGCCCCACAUCGGGAACCGGGAGCCCCACAUCGGGAACCGGGAACCCCAGAGGGGGAGCUGGAUGCCCCGCACCAAGAGCCAGGAGCCCCACAGCAGGAGCAGGAUGCCAUCCCACUUCUGCAGCCUUGUGUGACG
This is a messenger RNA of Cuculus canorus (common cuckoo), 2172 nucleotides long. RefSeq names its product tetratricopeptide repeat domain 24 (gene TTC24). The transcript has 12 exons. The coding region runs from base 254 to 2170 and encodes 638 amino acids. The record is from RefSeq and is a predicted model, not a curated record. NCBI's taxonomy places the organism in Eukaryota, Metazoa, Chordata, Aves, Cuculiformes, Cuculidae. Gene Ontology annotation, molecular function: protein binding.